UUCCCUUCUGCCAAGGGGAGGGAUCAUCCCUGCUGGGAAUACACAGGAGCUGCUGGAGUUGGAGCCCACCACGCCCAAUUCCCAUUCCCUGCCCUUUUCCUUGCUUUCAAAGGAUAUAUAAAGGAUAUCUAAAAGGAAAUAUCCAGAGAGGGACGUGGUCGAGGGAUCCACAACCAUCCCCAGGUUUGUGGGGAGCAGAAGGACACAAUCCCCACCCCAAGUGGGAUUUGGCUGCAUAUUCCAACAUCUCCACAGGAGAGAUGACCUUUGGCUGCUCCAAACUCCUUUCCCAAAGAAUUUAGUAGGGAUUGACUCUCUGGAAAGACCCGAGGUGUUGUGAGCCCUCCCCCCUUGCUGUGCUGUAAUUAAUCUGUUGGAUGUGCUGCUCCUUUCCUGUCAUUCCCAUUCCUUUUCCAGCCCUUGCCCUGUCACACUCUGCUCCAUCAGCACUGACAAUUCCAGCCCUUGGGCACCAACUGCACCUGGAGUCCUUGUGCCUGACCUGGGAAUGAAAAAACAAGGGAAUGAGUCGUUUGUCUCAGGCUUUGCCCGAGUGGGAAACGCCGGAUCCUGAUUUUUGGGUUUUUUUGGUGUGUGUUCUCCUGUCCCGGCCCCAUCCCGGGUUUUGUGUUUCCCUGGAGCUGGCAGCUCCCUCUCAGAGAGCUGGGUGUUGGGGUGGGAUCUGGGGAAAGGAUUGGGAGCAGGGUGAGGAUUAUCCUGUGGGAAAAGAGGGAUUUUUGGACCUGGAGUUAGUUGGAAGCCUCCUCCCUCCUAGCACUUGGGAUAUGGGAAUACAGACAACAUUGGGAUACAGCACCCAGUUCUCCUGCUCCAAAGAGGUGUCUCCUCCUCUGUAUUGUCUCCUCUGUCUGACUUCCCUGUGGAAAAGCCACAUAUCCAUGAUUUUGGGUUGAUUCCUGGUCUUUUGCUGCUCCAGGUGUGGGAGCCACUGGGAAGUGGGAAUGGCUGGAGCUGCUUAAACCACCACUUCCCCCAGUAUAACUUAAACCAGGAUGAUUCCAGAGGCAGCUGCUCCAGGAGCCAUGCACGGCUGUUCCCGGGUCGUGGAGCUGCUCCUGGAGCGGUGCCACUACCGACCUGACAGCAGGGACAAGUGUGGAGUCACUCCCUUCAUGGAUGCAAUCCAGAACGGGCACCUCGACAUCGCCCGGAUGCUCCUGGAAAAACACCAGGAGGGACACGGACACACCAUCCUGACGCUGCUGUCCCUCGGCGCCGAUCUCCAGGCUCAGGACGGGAAGAGCCGUUCCGGUAAGGAAGGAGCUGCUCCUUCCCCCUCUGCCUGACCCCCAGAGCUUCCAUAAGGGCAUCCCAACCUCCAGGUCACCCUGGAGCACGCAGGGAGAUCCCAAAUCCAUGGAUACCAAAGGCUCUGGGAGCAGCGUGACGUGAAAACAGGGGUUUUGGUUUGUUUUUU
Manacus vitellinus (golden-collared manakin) is the source of this 1438-nucleotide messenger RNA. Its product is annotated as ankyrin repeat domain-containing protein 16. The transcript is spliced from 4 exons. Bases 1014 to 1307 code for a protein of 97 amino acids. Gene Ontology annotation, molecular function: protein binding. NCBI's taxonomy places the organism in Eukaryota, Metazoa, Chordata, Aves, Passeriformes, Pipridae. The record is from RefSeq and is a predicted model, not a curated record.